Messenger RNA from Anarrhichthys ocellatus (wolf-eel), 2451 nucleotides. It is a transcript of the gene arglu1a, whose product is annotated as arginine and glutamate rich 1a. Lineage: Eukaryota; Metazoa; Chordata; Actinopteri; Perciformes; Anarhichadidae. The record is from RefSeq and is a predicted model, not a curated record. Gene Ontology annotation, molecular function: cadherin binding. The coding region runs from base 262 to 1062 and encodes 266 amino acids. The transcript has 4 exons. Gene Ontology annotation, cellular component: nucleoplasm; mitochondrion.
GCGGUGCCUUGUGGGAAACUACUAAUUCGACAAACCGCCAUCUUUCUUUUUGGAGCGUUAGCAGGGCAAAAUAACAACCAGUUUUGAAUGAUAAUUUCUCCAAAACAGAAUCGUUGAAGAAAUUCCUCUUGGUCAGUUAUUGUAAAUAAUAAGUUUACAGAGUUGCGGGUGGAACGGAGUUCCAGAUACUGCCCACAUAUCAGACAUAAGACACAGUAGUUUGGUGUACGCGCUCUACUAACGCUAGUGGAGGUGGGCAACAUGGGCCGAUCUCGCAGCCGCAGCUCGUCCCGAUCUAAACACUCCAAAAGCAGCAAGCACAGCAAGAAACGGAGCCGGUCGCGGUCCAAAGACAGGGAGAGGUCAAAGAAGCGGUCCAAGUCCCGAGAAUCGAAAAGGAACCGUCGCAGAGAAUCUCGUUCUCGUUCUCGGUCCACCACAGCCUCGUCCCGCAGAGAAAGACCAGCCACGCCGCCUGAGCGCAUCGACAUCUUCGGAAGGACUCUGAGCAAGAGAAACGCUUUGGACGAGAAGCAGAGGAAGGAAGAGGAGGAACGAAGGGCAGAGAUGGAAAGACAAAGGAAGAUCCGGCAGCUGGAGAUCGAGGAGAAGCUGAUCGAGGAGGAGACGGCACGGCGAGUGGAGGAGCUGGUGGCCAAGCGGGUGGAGGAGGAGCUGGAGAAGCGGAAGGACGAGAUCGAGCGGGAGGUGCUGCGGCGCGUCGAGGAGGCGAAGCGCAUCAUGGAGCGGCAGCUGCUGGAGGAGCUGGAGAGACAACGGCAGGCAGAGUUGGCGACGCAGAAGGCCAGAGAGGAAGAAGAAAAAUCGAAGCGGGAGGAGCUGGAGAAAAUCCUAGAGGAGAAUAACCGCAAGAUCGCUGACGCUCAGGCCAAGCUGGCUGAGGAGCAGUUGCGUAUUGUAGAGGAGCAGAGAAAGAUUCACGAGGAGCGCAUGAAGCUGGAGCAGGACCGUCAAAAGCAGCAGAAGGAGGAGCAGAAAAUCAUCCUCGGCAAGGGCAAGUCCAGGCCCAAGCUGUCCUUCUCCCUGAAGGCCACCGAAUGAGACUGCUCCCCCUGGUCCACAUGUCAUCCCCCCAGCUCUCCUUCUCCAUCAAUCACCCACUCCUCCUCUGAGGAACACUCGCUUCGUUUUGGAAGUGCUGAAGGAAGGACGGGGAACGGGGUGCAGCCGGUGUGUGAACUUGCUCUUCCCCCCCGGCCUUGAAGAGGAGGCAGCUCAUCGCCCUCGAAGGACCCGACUCUCCUUCCAUCCUCCCUCAUCCCCACCGCACAGAUGAAUCCUGUUUGUGCAUCUUUUUUUUUCUCCACCUUUUUAAUUUUCAUUUUUAGGGAACUCAAUCUCUUGAUGUAGAAUGCUUUAACAUGUCCCUUUCCUGGAAAGUCUUAACUCUGGUGUAACAUUGAGCAGCUGUGCGCCUGCGCUCUUCUUACAUGUCUUCACAGCCAGCAGACUACGAUAGAGCACCAGUCCCUGAUAUAGAAGAGUAUGUGUGACGUUGUCUAGUUCAGUCUACUGUAAAGCUCAUGAGUGGCUUGGGAGUCGGCCUGUGGUUUUCCCGUUAUCAUUUUUUUUUAUCUGUAAAGGUUAUUAAAGUGGCUGACGCAGUGAUGACAAAUCCCAGCACAGCCUCUAAAAGCACAGUUAACUUCCCGUCCAGCUGACAGGUUUGUGUCUUCCACCUCCGUUACCUUCUCUCACCGUGUAGAUCCACAGCUCCUCUUCUUUCUGCUUCAGCUCUGUCUGCCAUGUACAUAUCUUUUUUUUCUAAAUGACAGCCGCAUGUCUAGCUGAGAGGAAAUGUAAAGCUCGUGUUAGAUUUGGAGUCGCUGCGGUGCAGGUGAACUCGGCCUCGACUCUCAAGCCGCCCAUGACUGAACCACCGACCUCCAGCAGGAUGCGUGUCUCGUCUACGAUAAGCGGGCCUGUGGGUACAUUUCCUGUAUGAUGUAAUUUUAUUAGCCUUGCUGUGAUGUGCUGAUUCCCACUCCUCCCCAAGUUAACAAAAAGUCACAGUAAUGGUAAACACUUGAGUUUUGUUUUAUCAGACUCUUUGGGAAAAACAGUGAACUGUGGGAACCACCCGGCCACACACUCCGUGUUCUGUCCCACUUUUGUUGUAGUAAAUGAACUUGGCAAGGCGCCACACUUGGUAAGUCUUGAUUCGUAUAGGAUGGACAAGUUCAGGUAAGAUAAGGUUUGAGGUCAGCAGCAGUGAGUGUGAGAGUGAGUGUGAGAGUGAGAGUGUGUGUGUGUGUGUGUGUGUGUGUGUGUGGGGGGGGGGGGGUUGUGGGUGGGUGAGAGAGAGUGACAGGCAGGCUGACCUCAGGUGGGUAUUAUGACUUUUUGUUAUGUUGUGGGAUUUUGAAUUUGUCAUGUAAUUUCCCCCCAAUUGUCAAGGGAUUGAACAGUUCAAUAAAUCCAUUGAAUGCC